AUGGAAUUUCAUAUCAACCCCAACAACCUCCCCUCCUUAGCCGGUCAAACCAUUCUCAUCACCGGAACCAACUCAGGCAUCGGUCUUGCGACCACUCAAUUCCUUCUCUCUCGCGGCGCAAAUAUCAUCGCCGGCGAUAUAGCUGCCUCUCCGCCGGCGUCCUUAGCCGGCCCUGGCUCCCAUAAUACAUCCAACGCUCCCUCCGGCUCUCAUUCCGAUAUACCAAACCUUCAACCAGGCACGCUCUUCUAUUUACCCACUAACGUCACCGAAUGGGCCAGCAUCCGUGCCCUCUUCGAACAGGGAUAUCAGCAUUUCGGGCGCAUCGAUCAUGUCUUCGCGAAUGCGGGCAUUCGCCCGCAGAGUAAUUUUCUCGAGGAGACUCUCGAUGAGGACGGUCUCUUGGCGCCGCCUAAUUUACGAACGGUGGAUGUCAACCUGGUCGGGGUUGUGUUCACGCUGAGACUGGGGGUAUAUUAUCUGAAGAGGCCGGGUCGGCCCCAACCUCAGUCAGCGCCUGGGGAGGAGAGGUCGAAUGGCGAGAAGGAUAUGGAAAGUAGGAUGUCAAUGCAGAGCCAGGACGCCCUGACACAAGGAAAGAGCAUCGUGCUCUCCGCCUCGGGUGCCUCUCUGCGCAAUUUCUGGGCCGCGGACUACGCCACUGCCAAACAUGGAGUCCUGGGCCUGAUUCGAGGGCUAAUGGAGGACACGAUCUCUCUCGGCGGGGUGCGUGUAAAUGCUGUGGCGCCAUCUUGGACGGAUACAGGGAUGGUGCCGAGGGCGUUGCUGGAGAGUGUCGGGGCCAGGGUGCAGGAUGCGGAGGUUGUGGCGAGGGCGGUGGCCGGGUUAUGUGGUGACAACGACAGGCACGGCGAGUUGGUUUAUGUCUGGGAUGGCAGGUUUUUUGAAAUAAAUUCGUCCAAGGGCGGCAUGUUGGAUGCGAUCGAGGAGAUGUUGCCGGAGAUGGUGUCGGAGGGGGAGGCGAUGAGGCGACUAAGAGUAACAAGCGGAGCGAGAGAAGUGGUAGGGUAA
Aspergillus melleus is the source of this 1032-nucleotide messenger RNA. RefSeq lists its product as uncharacterized. The record is from RefSeq and is a predicted model, not a curated record. The transcript is spliced from 2 exons. Gene Ontology annotation, molecular function: oxidoreductase activity. Bases 1 to 1032 code for a protein of 343 amino acids. Lineage: Eukaryota; Fungi; Ascomycota; Eurotiomycetes; Eurotiales; Aspergillaceae.